AUGGUGAGGCGGUCAUCGACGCCCAGGCGUUGCAGGUGGCCAAGCAGAGGGACUGCCUGGAUGCCUGACUUCCGCUGCGAUUGCGUGGUGUACUGGCCUGAGACAAGGGCCUGUCAAAGAUGGAUGGGCUGCCGAAGGCACCCCGAGAGCUUCAUCAAGGACAGGUCAGCGAACACCCUGAUGAAGGUCCCGUCCAUGAGGCCAAAGUAUGAGGAGCACCGGCACUUCAACACCUACAGCUCCCUGGGGUCCCGAGAUAUCGAUCGAGGCGAUGAGCCAGCGAUCGUGAACUCCUUCCAGGACUGCCAGGAUCGUUGCACGGUGGACGAGAACUGCGACUGCAGCGUGUGGUCUCUGGAUGGCUCCUACAGGUGCUGGAAGAGGGCAGGCUGCCAAGCCUCCAGUCUCAGGUAUGACCCUGUCUACACGACGUUCGUCAAGCACAGAGAAGAGAAGGUGCCGUUGCAGGCGACCACAACCGUAGAUGCCUACCGAUGGGUCCCCAUGGUGGUGACGGACAGAGAGGGAAGCGAGGACCAGGACAAAGCAAAGACGGAGACAGGUGCUCCUGUGAGAAGCCAGGCAGGGAAUUGCAACCCCAGCAGACAGCUCAAGCGCGUAAAGUCGCUGAAGUUUGUCCUCGGCGUAUGGCAGGACCAGCUGGUGGCCACGCCGGGUCGGGAGCAGUGA
Messenger RNA from Effrenium voratum, 690 nucleotides. NCBI's taxonomy places the organism in Eukaryota, Dinophyceae, Suessiales, Symbiodiniaceae. The record is from the annotation of a GenBank genome assembly.